Messenger RNA from Helicoverpa armigera (cotton bollworm), 1207 nucleotides. Its product is annotated as aldo-keto reductase AKR2E4. Gene Ontology annotation, molecular function: aldose reductase (NADPH) activity. Bases 63 to 1112 code for a protein of 349 amino acids. Gene Ontology annotation, cellular component: cytosol. The transcript is spliced from 8 exons. Lineage: Eukaryota; Metazoa; Arthropoda; Insecta; Lepidoptera; Noctuidae. The record is from RefSeq and is a predicted model, not a curated record.
UGGCUCGCUGCCGGCGAUCCAGUGAGCUGUUAGCUGUCAAAGUUCGCGGACGGUGGUUCAAAAUGGCGCGCGUAAACAUUCCUACAUUCAAGCUAAACGAUGGUCGAGACAUCCCAGUACUGGGCUACGGAACCUGGUUGGGCAUGGACGAAGAUGAUGCGGCCGGCCCGAGCAAACCAUUUUCGUUCGAAUUCAGCGCAGCAGGCAUGCCAAAGAUGAACGAAGCUCUGUCGUACGCCAUAGACAUUGGUUACCGACACAUAGACACAGCCCACCUCUAUAGAAUGGAGCCGGAGGUCGGGAAGAUUGUCAACAAGAAAAUCCAAGAUGGCGUCGUGAAGAGAGAGGAGCUUUUUAUUACUACUAAGGUCUGGCACCACUACCACCGCGAGGCUGACGUAGAGGUGUCAGUGCGUGACUCCCUGAGGAGACUCAACCUGGACUAUGUAGACCUGGUGCUUAUGCACUGGCCUAUGUCUAUCUCGCAAGAAGGAGUAGACGAGAAGAUAGACUACCUAGAAACGUGGCGCGGCUUCGAGAUUGUCCUACAGAAAGGGCUCGCCAAGUCCAUUGGAGUCUCCAACUUUAAUCUAGAUCAGAUGAAGAGGUUGCUAGCCAAUUGUAAGGUUCCGCCGGCUGUGAAUCAGGUUGAGAUUAACCUAAACCUCGGUCAAAAAGACCUAGUAGACUUCUGCUCGACCCACAAAGUGUUGACAGUCGCCUACUCGCCGUUCGGGACCAUGGUGCCCUCCCGAAGUGCUCCGAACAGCCCCGAGCCGAAACUUAACAACCCGACCAUGGUGGCAAUAGCUAAGAAAUACGGGAAAACUGUUACUCAAGUCACUUUGAGAUAUUUGUACCAACGCGGCAUAGUAAGCAUUCCAAAAACAGUGACACACUCAAGAGUGUUAGAAAACGGAUCUAUUUUCGAUUUUAACCUGGACAAAGCAGAAAUGGAUACGUUAGCUAAAUUCGACGUUGGUUUUCGUACACUUCGACCAAUAUUUUGGCAAGAUUAUGAAAAUUAUCCAUUUGACAAAGUACCUGGCAAAAUGGAGAUACCAGAGUCUCUGAGGAAAUGGAAGAAUGGCAUUAAUUUGGAUAUUGAAUAAGUUUUUUAUUGGUUAAUGUGUGGAAUGACCGGUUAAAGACAGCUUGGGCUUGACAAAUGUAUUACUUUUAAUGGUUUUAUAGUAUUAUAAUUUAA